Dendrobium catenatum is the source of this 1137-nucleotide messenger RNA. Its product is annotated as GDSL esterase/lipase At1g71691-like. The record is from RefSeq and is a predicted model, not a curated record. Bases 1 to 1137 code for a protein of 378 amino acids. NCBI's taxonomy places the organism in Eukaryota, Viridiplantae, Streptophyta, Magnoliopsida, Asparagales, Orchidaceae. The transcript is spliced from 5 exons. Gene Ontology annotation, molecular function: hydrolase activity, acting on ester bonds.
AUGGCCUUCUUUAGCUUCCCUUUCUUUCUCCUUCUUCUUCUGCCUUUUUGUUCGCCGGAUUCAUCGCCCGACGGCGGUGGCCAAGGCCGGAAGGAGCUGGUUCCGGCGAUGUUUAUUUUUGGCGAUUCUCUUAUAGAUAACGGUAACAAUAAUAAUUUAGCUUCAUUGGCUAAAGCCAACUAUGUCCCGUAUGGAAUUGAUUUUGCUGAUGGCCCCACCGGGAGGUUCUCUAUAUUUGUUGCAGCCAACCUUCUUGGUCUCCCUCUCAUCCCGGCACACUCUGAAACCUCCACCGCUUACGAGCUCCUCCAUGGCGUCAAUUAUGCCUCUGCCGCCGCCGGCAUCCUCGACAUCACCGGCCAGAAUUUCAUGGCACGAAUUCCAUUCAAUGAACAGAUCAAGAACUUCGAAUCCACCCUGAAUCAAAUCACCGGCAAUCUCAGCGCCGACACCGUCGCUCGAUCCAUCGGCGACUCCAUCUUCUUCAUUGGCAUGGGAAGCAACGACUACCUCAACAACUAUCUCAUGCCAAACUACAACACUCGCAUCCAAUACAAUCCAAACCAGUUCUCCGAUCUCCUCAUCCAACACUAUUCUCAUCAGCUCACAAGCUUGUACAAUCUGGGCGCAAGGAAAUUUGUACUAUCUGGAGUUGGAUCUCUGGGCUGUAUACCAAGCAUUCUGGCUCAGAAUAUGCUCACACAGUGCUCACAAGAAAUAGAUCAAAGCCUUGUUCAUCCUUUCAACAGUAAGAUGAAGCUGAUGGUUGAUAGAUUCAAUCAAAACCUUACAGCAGCCAAAUUCACAUAUAUUGACACCUAUCACAUAUUCAUGGAGAUUAUUAACAACCCUGGAACAUAUGGAUUUAAUGUGACUGACAGUGGUUGCUGUGGAGUUGGGAGAAAUAACGGGCAAUUUACUUGCCUUCCAUAUGAGACUCCAUGUUCAAAUAGAGAACAAUAUGUGUUCUGGGAUGCCUUUCAUCCGACGGCGAAGGUGAAUGUUUUAAUGGCGAAGAAGGCGUUUGCCGGCGGCGGUGACGUUGCACAUCCCAUCAAUAUAGAGCAGCUUGCUAAACUGAAGCUUAUUCAGUUCAAUAAUUCAUAUUCUUAUAUUGAACAGGAGAGGGGUGAUUAA